Messenger RNA from Nestor notabilis (Kea), 1053 nucleotides. It is a transcript of the gene OPRL1, whose product is annotated as opiate receptor-like 1. The transcript is spliced from 3 exons. Gene Ontology annotation, biological process: neuropeptide signaling pathway; sensory perception of pain. The record is from RefSeq and is a predicted model, not a curated record. Bases 16 to 1053 code for a protein of 345 amino acids. Gene Ontology annotation, cellular component: membrane; neuron projection. Lineage: Eukaryota; Metazoa; Chordata; Aves; Psittaciformes; Psittacidae. Gene Ontology annotation, molecular function: neuropeptide binding; nociceptin receptor activity.
CUGAACGACUCCUCCAUGCUGAACCUCAGCUUUCUGCCCAGUAACUGGUUCAACAACGGCACGGGGGACAGCUUCCUGCCGCUGAGCAUCAAGAUCACCAUUGUGGUCGUCUACUCCAUUGUGUGCAUCGUGGGGCUGGUGGGCAACUGCUCCGUCAUGUAUGUGAUCAUCAGAUUCACCAAGAUGAAGACAGCAACCAACAUCUACAUCUUUAACCUCGCACUGGCAGAUACCUUGUGUCUGAUGACCUUACCCUUCCAGGGUACAGACACGUUCCUGGGCUUCUGGCCCUUUGGCAAUGUCCUCUGCAAGAUUGCCAUCUCUAUAGACUACUACAACAUGUUCACGAGCACCUUCACGCUGACGAUGAUGAGCGUGGACCGCUACAUUGCUAUCUGCCACCCUAUCAAAGCACUGGACAUCCGCACUCCCCACAAGGCCAAAGUGGUCAAUGUCUGCAUCUGGGCACUGGCUUCUGUCUUUGGCAUCCCAGCAAUGGUGAUGGGAUCUGCAGAGAAUGAAAACAAUGAAAUUGACUGUCUGAUUAAGCUCCCUUCACCUGUGGAUUACUGGGAUCCAGUGUUUGGCAUCUGUGUCUUUCUCUUCUCCUUUAUGAUCCCCGUGUUGAUCAUCACCAUUUGCUACAGUCUCAUGAUCAGACGACUCAAGAACGUCCGUGUCCUUUCAGGCUCCAAGGAGAAGGACCGCAACCUGAGGCGCAUCACCCGCAUGGUCCUGGUGGUGGUGGCAGUCUUCAUCAUUUGCUGGACUCCCAUCCAGAUCUUCGUGCUGGUCCAGUGCUUGGGUGCCAAGGCAGAAAGCGAGCUCGAGCUGGCCAUCUCCUGCUUCUGCACUGCGCUGGGGUACGCCAACAGCAGCCUGAACCCCGUGCUCUACGCCUUCUUAGACGAGAACUUCAAGGCAUGCUUCAAGAAGUUCUGCUUCCCCACUGCCUUCAGGACGGAGCUCCAGAUGUCCAACAGGAUGUGCAGCAUCGCCAAGGAUGUGGCCUAUGCCUGCAAGAACUCGGAGGGGACUAACAAUCCGGCCUGA